Messenger RNA from Megalobrama amblycephala (Wuchang bream), 985 nucleotides. RefSeq lists its product as uncharacterized. NCBI's taxonomy places the organism in Eukaryota, Metazoa, Chordata, Actinopteri, Cypriniformes, Xenocyprididae. Gene Ontology annotation, molecular function: protein binding. Bases 68 to 967 code for a protein of 299 amino acids. The transcript has 4 exons. The record is from RefSeq and is a predicted model, not a curated record.
CUAUAAAAGGAAGAUGAGAGGCUGUGAGGAUGACAGAGCAAGAGCUGGAAACAAACAUCAGUGAAGAAUGAAGGCUUUAGUAUGUAUACUGCUGCUGUUGGAAACCUUUGUGUUUGUCGUCCAGCAGCAGGUAGAUGGAGGACUCAAUGAGAAUGAGAUCAGUCAACAGAUCAGCUCUGAGGACGGAAGACAGAAUCCACCUCAAACAGACACUUUGAGAGCUGAAGCUUCAACUGACAGACAACAAUACUGUGAUCUGGGCAUCCCUGACAUCCAUGCAGCACUGAGAGAACUGACCGCCACCGUUACAGAGCAGAAAGGAAACAUCAGAGAACUGACCGCCACCGUUACAGAGCAGAAAGGAAACAUCAGAGAACUGACCGCCAUCGUUACAGAGCAGAAAGGAAACAUCAGAGAACUGACCGCCACCGUUACAGAGCAGAAAGGAAACAUCAGAGCUUUAGAGACGCAACUGAGGGAUGAGAUGAACAAGAAAAAUGAAGAAAUUUCAAAUCUUACUCUGAGUCAAGUGGAGUUGAGAAAGGAAAAUAGAGACAGAGAAAUAGCUUUUUCAGCUUCACUGAUGGAAUCUGGCGAUGGAUAUAUUGGUCCUUUUACCACUGAAAUCACACUAACCUACAGGAACGUCUUCACAAACAUAGGGAACGCCUACAACCCAAUUACAGGUAUUUUCACAGCCCCACUGAAAGGAGCGUACAUGUUCAGAAUAUCUGUAACUGGUCAUGCCCCAACUGCAGCAACUGCAUCCAUUGUUAAGAAUAGAGAGCGUGUGGUUAUAGCUCAUGGUGAUCAGACUCAGGGAACGUUAAACUCUUCAAAUGGAGUUGUGUUGAUCCUGGAGGUUGGAGAUGUUGUCUAUGUGAGACUUUGGUCUGGCAGGAGGAUAUUUGAUAACCAGAAUAAGCACAACACUUUCAGUGGUUUCCUACUGUUUCCCUUAAGAUAACAGGAGCUUUGAAGGAUG